Molecule: messenger RNA, 1392 nt
Organism: Cuscuta campestris
Lineage: Eukaryota; Viridiplantae; Streptophyta; Magnoliopsida; Solanales; Convolvulaceae
Source: the annotation of a GenBank genome assembly
UUAAGGAGGAUAAAAUUUGAAGUCAAAGCCAAAAAUUAAAAAUGAGGAAAAGUCAAACUGGGAAGAAAGAAUUAGAACGGAGGGAGUAUAUAUUAAUAAUCUAUAUGUUAAGACGAAUCAAACAAGAUCACACAUGACUAUUUUUAGGUUUACACAUUGAGAGAAUUUGAUGAGUCAAAUCGGUUCUUCCAAUUUGCGAAGCAUUGGUGAUUUGGUGGCCAUACAUUUCCACCGAUCACAAAACAGAAUAUGCUUCAAAUUCCCCUCUUCGGUUUUCUUUCGCGUCUCUCUUUUCUUCAUCCGAAAACCCAAAGCUCAGUUCUUCUGCUUCGCUCCUCCAUCUCAGGCUCUCCUCAGGUGGCUUCUUAUACGACGUCGUCUCCUGCUAUGGCAUUUCAAAACAAACUCAUCUUCCGUCAGCUCUUCGAGAAGGAGUCGUCUACCUACACUUACCUUCUUGCCGAUGGUCUCCACCCUGAAAAACCUGCCCUGUUGAUUGAUCCAGUGGACAAAACAGUGGACAGGGAUCUUUCACUUGUUAAAGAAUUGGGCUUGAAGCUUAUUUACGCUAUAAACACACAUGUACAUGCUGAUCAUGUAACCGGCUCUGGUUUGAUCAAGAAUAAGGAUCCUAGUGUAAGAUCUAUCAUCUCCAAAGCAAGCAAUGCCCAUGCUGAUCGUUUCAUUGAACCCAGUGACAAAAUCUAUUUUGGCAAUCUUUUCUUGGAGGUUCGUGCCACCCCAGGGCAUACAUUAGGCUGUGUCACCUAUGUUACAGGGGAUGGAUCCAACCAGCCUUACCCACGAAUGGCCUUCACUGGUGAUACUCUGUUGAUUCGUGGAUGUGGAAGGACAGACUUCCAGGGCGGAAGUUCAGAUCAGCUGUAUAACUCGGUACACACACAGAUAUUUACGCUGCCAAAAGACACUUUAGUGUAUCCUGCUCAUGACUACAAGGGAUUAACUGUAAGUACAGUUGGGGAGGAAAUACAAUAUAACCCGCGCUUGUCUAAAGAUAAGGAGACAUUCAAAGACAUAAUGGCUAGUUUGAAGUUGUCAUAUCCAAAACUGAUGGAUGUUGCUGUGCCUGCGAAUAUGGUCUGCGGGUUGCAAGAUACAACAAAGCCAUAGCCCCUGCAUUGAUGUUCACCAUCAUUAUUAUAUCCGUUGCUGUAUUUUCGAGUGGUAACAAUCUUACCAAGGAAAAACGAAGUUGAGAACAUUGGGAGAUGAGAGGUUGAAGGUUAGCCGGAAACGGCAAUGGAUCCUGGAUACAAAUUAUGGUUGAUUCUUUUUCUGCAUUGCUGUAAUUUCAUGUCUCCAUUCUAUAAUGCAUAAAUUGGGUAUGUAUGUUUGAUUUUAUUAUAAUUAGAAGAAAUAUACAUUUAAUUC